CAGCAGCCGAAUCGGAGAGUCUUGGCCACAGCUAGCGUUCAUGUCGAACUCGGGACAACCGGGCGGAUUCUUCGGAGAAAAUGUAGGGGAUGUAGAUUUACCGUCAUAUAUGAACUCUGGAACUGACUGUGAUCCAAUGGACACCUUCGAUGUGUCUCUCUAGGUUGUCUCCCCACCGAAUCCAACCAUGGAGACGGUAUUUAACAGCCAUCAACAUCGUCAACCAGCUGGAACGAAUCAUCAAAUUAGUUCCUCGGGGCAGCCAAGUUCAGAUCAAACCAAUAUCAAUGUUCAAACAACUCAUAUCCCGAAAUGACUGCAGAGCAGCGGGCUAGGAGAAACGAAAUCAACAGACAAAGCAGGAAAAAAAAGAAGAAUGAGGUGAUAGAAAUGAAAGAUAAAUUGAAGAAACAUGAAGAUGAGAUGAAGAAUUUAAGGAUAGAGAAUGCAGAAUUGGAACAUGCCAAGGUUUCAAUGGGGGAAGAGUUGCAGGCUCUAACAGCUGUGAAAGAUAAGCUGGAAAGCGAUCUUGAAGAAUUUAAGCAAGAAAGGGAUAAGCUAAAUGCUUUUCUCCAAGAGCUAUUAAAAGAUAAGGAUUUUAAGUUCAUAAAAGGGGGGGACAAACAUGAUAUGAACCCAACACAAGAUCAUUCUCCUUCAGAUGAAAAAGGCCACUCAGAAAAAGAAAUUUCAGCUGGAAACUUAGAUGGUGGUGACUCUGAAGAUGACAAUGAUUCUAAAAAGAAAACGAAGCGUGCGGCCUGUUCAGCUUCAAGUGAAGGUCGUUCUGGCAAGGUUCCUAAGUUUGCGUGUUAUGAUGCCAGAGCUGAUCAGAGACAUGGAUCUACAAGUGAUCAUAUUGCCAUGGUCAGGGAUCCCUACUCCAUCGCUGAAUGCCUUCGUAUUUUAAAAACCAUGGGAGACAUACCGUAUCCUAUCGUAAAGAAAGCAACAGCUAAAUUUAAGUCACAAGAUGAGAGGGAGACUUUUGUUGGACUAACUGCAGAUUGGAAAAGGGAGUGGGUGAAAGAUUUAGAGAAUGAUGCUUGAAGAAAUUUUUCUAGUUAUAUUUAAAAUUUAAGAAGGAACAGUUUUUUUUUUUUUUUUGGAUAUUGGGAACUUUGUUUUGUUUGAACUAAACUUUAUUGUGCUUG
Molecule: messenger RNA, 1154 nt
Organism: Rubroshorea leprosula
Lineage: Eukaryota; Viridiplantae; Streptophyta; Magnoliopsida; Malvales; Dipterocarpaceae
Source: the annotation of a GenBank genome assembly